Molecule: messenger RNA, 5781 nt
Organism: Synchytrium microbalum
Lineage: Eukaryota; Fungi; Chytridiomycota; Chytridiomycetes; Synchytriales; Synchytriaceae
Exons: 25
Coding region: 1-5781 (1926 amino acids)
Cellular component (GO): cytoplasm
Molecular function (GO): ATP hydrolysis activity; ATP binding
Source: RefSeq, a predicted model, not a curated record
AUGUCAAUAGCGAGUAGACGGCUCAAGCAGCUCCAGCUCUUCCUUGGUUCCUCGUAUGUCUCAGACGAGGAAAAGGAAGCCGUCAUAGCAAACUUGACCAAAAAGCUGAUUGAGGAAUUCAGCAUCAGCGAUGUUACUCUAAAGAUCACACUUCCAGGCAGUGCCGAGCUCGUUCCUGAUGUUGGUGGUUUGUUUUAUGACGACUCGCAAGAAAUCUUGAGGCAUUUAAGAUGGAUGAUGCAGAAAGAUCGAAUGGGUCAGGAUAUCUUCUUUCUUGGACCACCAGGAAGCUUCAAAAGACGUCUUGUCAUGAGAUACGCCCAACUAGCCCAACGUGAAAUCGAAUACGUUGCCCUAUCAAAGGAUGUAACAGACUCGGACUUGAAGCAACGUCGUGAAAUCUUGUCUGGAUCAGCAUUCUACACUGAUGGACCAGCAGUCCGUGCCGCCCUCCAUGGUCGUAUCUUGAUUCUAGAUGGUAUUGAAAAGGCAGAGCGUAACGUCUUGCCAGUCUUGAACAAUCUGUUGGAAAACAGAGAAAUGGCUCUAGAAGAUGGGAGAUUCUUGACUCAUCCUAAACGAUUCGAUACUUUGGUGAAGAGUGCCAGUAAGGAGGAGUUGGAGAAAUGGAAUCUUGUGCGAGUAUCUGAACGAUUCUUCGUUAUUGCUUUGGGAUUGCCAGUUCCAAAGUAUGAAGGACAUCCUCUAGAUCCUCCACUCAGAUCACGUUUCCAGGCUAGAAACAUUGCCGUUCCAACCUUUUUGUCGCAAAUAACUCAACUUAAACGUGUAGCUCCCAAAGUACCUCAACGUACUCUGGAGCGUCUCAUCUCUGUCGGAUUUGUAUUGAGAUCUGUCACCUCUGAGAAAGGAGUAGCAGUACCAGAAUUCCCAGCCCAACUAGACCACGCUGCUCGAAUCUUGCAGAGCUUCCCAGACACCAACUUGCGUUGUAUCUUGGACAUUAUGUACCCAUACCCACUAUUAUCGGGCACAGACGAAGAGCAACGCUCUAUUAUAGAAUCCACUUAUCAACGAUUUGAUAUGUUGGGACAUUCUGUAGAUCAAGCUGGAGCAAUGACUAUUGCAAACCAGGCUACUGCAGGAUACAAGAUCAUAAACAUUGUAAAGGAAGAAGAAACCUCUAAUCUUACACCAUCUGGACGUAUCCACCACGCGGAUGUCACCUUUGAAACUAUAGUGCCGUUAGGUGUUAAGCCCACUCGAGUAACUGUCAGAUUAGCUGCUGGUGAAUAUCCAACCACCAAGUUGGAAAAGUUUGUCGAGACUGAAUACCACGGUGCUCUCUUGGCUACUAUGAUGGUUGCUCAUUCAGCCGGUGAUUUGUGUAUCAUUGGUGAAAAGGGUGCCGGAAAGAGUGCUCUCUUAAGGUCUUUGACUAGUAUGCUGGGUUACAAGGUCGAACUGAUUCCUUUGUACAAGGAUAUGUCUGCUCGUGACUUGAUGCAAAGACGUUCAACCAACUUGCUUGGUGAUACUAUUUGGGAGAACUCACCUUUGAUCAAGGCUGCCAUAGAAGGUUCUAUUGCCAUUCUUGACCAGAUCGAAGUCUUGUCAUUCGGUACUUUGGCUACCAUCCAACGCCUGACCUCUGAGCGUGAAAUGGUCUUACCCGAUGGUACUCAGCUAGUCCACCCCAACCGAUAUGUAAAACUCAUAAAGAAGAGCGGCUUCACACCAGCAAUGAUGAAGGAAAAGAAGAUCGUACCCGUACACCCCAACUUCCGAGUAAUCUCCAUCGCCCGACCAACCGUAACCGCUCAAGGUGGUGCCCAAAAGGGUAACUGGCUAUCCCCCGAAAUCUGCUCUCUCUUCCGAUACAUCCCAAUGAGAUCUCUCUCAUACGUCGAAGAGAUGUAUGUCAUUCAAAUGCUGUGUCCAGGAAUCGAGGAAUCAAAGCUAAAGGCUCUCUUGACAUUCGCCAAUGUAUUGCGAUCUGAAAAUGAUGAGACGGCUCGUUUGUUGGCCUCGUCAUUGUCUACUCGACAGUUGAUUCGUGUGUGUCGUCGUAUGGCCAUGUUCCCUGAUGAGGACAUGCAUAACUCGGUGCAAAAGGUCUCGUUGUCUCGAUUCUUGCCAUCAAUGGCUAAAGACUUGUUGACCAAGCUCUUGUUGGAUGCUGAAAUCGAACCUGCUAUUCGGGAUGAUGAGUUCUUUGAAAACUUGAAGAUUGAAAUCAUUAACAAUGAAGAUGGCAGCCCUCAAGCAGUCCGUAUUGGUGAUGUUAUGGAACCUGUCGCCAAGGAUACCAACCCAGUCUUGAUUCCAGAUAUUGUUUUCCAUGAAAAUCCUAAACAGUCUGAAAUUUUGAUGGAAAUGAUCAAGGAUUACCAGCUAGGCGAACAUUUGUGUUUGAUUGGUAACCAGGGUGUGGGAAAGAACAAGUUGACUGACAAGUUCCUGCAAGUCCUGAGACUCCCUCGUGAAUACAUCCAAUUGCAUCGUGACACUACUGUAUACAGCUUGACUUCCACACCAAGUAUCGUCGAUGGUGUCUUGGUAUACGAAGACUCUCCUCUAGUCAAAGCAGUCAAGAACGGCUACAUCCUCGUAGUUGAUGAAGCCGAUAAAGCACCUACUCACGUAACAUCCAUUCUCAAAUCGUUGGUUGAAGAUGGUGAAAUGGUCUUGUCUGACGGUCGUCGUAUUGUCAAGAAGGACCCAAUGUUGGGACAGACUGCUAUUACUCCCAAACUCAAUGUUAAUGGGUUGGAGGAAUACAUCGUGUUGCAUCCUAGCUUUAGGAUGUUUGUGUUGGCUAAUCGACCAGGUUUCCCCUUCUUGGGUAACGAUUUCUUCCGUGAAAUCGGUGAUGUCUUUGCUUGUCACUGUGUUGACAACCCAGACACCGAGUCUGAACUUGCCCUGUUACGAGCAUACGCACCAGACGUUCAAGAAGACCUCCUCCGUAAACUGACUGCAGCCUUCAACGAUCUCCGUCGUCUCGUAGACGAAGGCCUAAUCUCAUACCCAUACUCUACUCGAGAACUGGUAUCCGUAGUCAAACACUUGCAAACCUACCCCAAGGAAGGCCUCUCACGAGCACUUCAAAACGUAUUCGAUUUCGAUCAAUACGAGUCUGAGAUCCGAGACUUGUUGAUUGAAACGCUCAACAAGAAUGGAAUUCCAACAGGAAUGGAAUCGGACUUUAGAGUUGAAUUGGGAAUUGAGUUCCCAUUGCCUGAACCACGUUUGGUUGAGACUUGGUAUAGACGUAGCAAGCCAAACACGGUUGUGCAGGUUAAGGUUGCUAAGGAUAAGGCGAAUGCUAGAGGUAACUGGCGCGUCAACAUGCCAGAGAAAUGGCUGGACGUGGACCGCUCAGAAGCUCGAUCGACCUUGUUCACAGAGCAAGUCUAUGCAUUCAAGCUACCAACCAAGGGCGAGUGUCUGGAUUUAAUGACUGCUGCAGAUGGUACUAUGAUGGCCAUCACCACCAACCCAGUAACUCUCAACAUUGUAACUCCAAACCAUCGCCAACAAAUCGCCAUCGAUUUGUACGAGUACUUUCCCUUACAAAAAAGCCCGCCAUUCAUGGGUAUUGACCCAAUUGGCGCCAAUUUCUACAUAGCACCUCCACGUUUACGUCUUGCUGAACCUGCUGAAGGAAAAAUCUGUCUCCACAAUCCAUCAGACCAUACUCUUCUCUUGGUCGAUUUGGGAAGCGGAAGCAUCAACUCGAUUAUGUUGGGCAUCUUUGAAUUCACUGGUCCAUCAUUCAUGAACCGCUCUUUAAUGAGUGAAGGUUUUUUGAUCUUUUACCAGGAGCAGUCUGAGAAGGUUGCGAUUAUUGAUUUCUCGGAUUUGUCGCAGUACAAUAUUGUAAUGCCCGUUAAAGUUGGCAGCAUUCAAGUCGUUACUCCCGAUAAGUGGUUUGUACAAGACUACGACUACAAGUUUGAUAUUCGAAAGAACUAUAUCAUGUCUAAAGCUGACCCAAGUGACAAAUUCCCAACUGUAUUCGAACCACUGGACACUCGCCCAGUAGAAGACAAAGCCAAAGUCAUACAAGUCGAAGACAUUGGUACUCUGCCACACGACCGAUUCGAUUACUACCGAACUCAUCGAUUCGCGUUAUUACCUUCGCGCGAAUCCCAUGCUUCUGCAGUUGUAGGCAUGCCUGAAUCACUAUUCGACUUUUCAACAACUGGUGUUGAGUUGAUUACUUGGGAUCGUGAUACUGCCAAGGACACCAUCUCGAACAAGUAUAUCAAUAUCUUGAAUGCUCAUUUGCAUUUACGUAAAUCGCAGCAGUUGGCUGUUGUUGUUCCUCAAGAGGACGGUCGUGCCGAAGGCUACCUCGAACUCGUAGACACCCACGAAAAGAAUAUCCGCCGCAUCCACAUGCCUCUAUCUCUCCCAUCAACAGCAGUCCACCAAAAGGACUUGGCCACAAUCCAAGCCCAAUCUCGUGGAAUCGAUCCACCUCGCGAAGCCGUUCAAAUGCUCGAACUAGAAGACGGUCGACUCUUGACUGUUGACCUGUCUGGAUUUGCUCGAGUAUGGCAAACAAACUAUGCUGAAACCGUUGAAGAAAUGGAACGAUGGAAGAAACUUGUUGGAAGUCUUGAUGCCCAGACUUUACGUCUUGUGUAUGGCGAUGGUAGUGGGGAUGGAGAUGGUGAUGGCGAUGGUGAAGGAGAGGGUAAUGGAAAUGGAGAAGGUAAAGGUGACGGUAAAGGAGAAGGCGAGGGUGAAGGAGAAGGCAAAGGCCAAGGUGGAACUGGAGAAGGCUCUGGUGGUAGUGGAGGUGGAGGAGGUGAAGGAGGAGGAGCAGCUGGUGGAGCCUCCGACCCAGCCGACUCUGGUGAAGCGAGACAGAGUGGUAAAAUCGAUUUUACACAAUUCAACCUCCGAGCUCCCAAUGACGUGACUCAAGAAAUCACUGAUGCCGUCAAAGACGCUCACGAACUGGCGAUGCGUAAACGUUUGGCCCAAAUCCAAAUGACAUCAAAGGACAUGGAAAUGUUUAACAAGUACCGUGACAAUGUACAACGAGAAGUACGAGAGUUGAGGACGAUUUUGGAGGCUGUUGAAGCCAAGAACCGUGAACGUGUUUGGCUCAAGAAUCAAACCACUGGUGAUAUUGAUGACACGAGACUAAUCGAAGGUGUUACCGGCGAACGAGCCAUAUAUAAACGUCGUGGAGAGAACGAAAGUGAUCCAGGCUUCCAACAAAAGCCAAAGAGAAUGUUCUUCCAGUUUGACUUGUCAGCAUCCAUGACGAGAUUCAACGGACACGAUAACCGUCUGGAACGGUCUUUGGAAUGUGCCUUGUUGAUCAUGGAGGCCUUCAAAAACUUUGAACACAAAUUCCAAUAUAGAAUUGCUGGGCACUCUGGAGAUGGUCCAGACAUUGAAUUCGUAUCAGAGGGCAAAUACCCCAAGAAUGAAAAGGAGCAAUUCCAAAUCAUUGCGAAAAUGAAUGCUCAUAGUCAGUAUUGUUUGUCUGGAGACAAUACGAUUUUGGCUGCUACUACUGCUAUUAAGAAUGUGGUUAAAGAGGAAGGAGAUGAUUACUUUGUGUUGGUUUUGUCUGAUGCCAACAUUGCCCAGUACAAUAUAAGUCCUGCCGCUAUCGGCAAGGCCCUCAAGGCUGAUGAUCGCGUGAAUGCAUACAUGGUCUUCAUAGGCACUAUCGGUGACCAAGCCACCACAUUGAUGAAAGCUGCUCCUGGAUCCUCAUUUGUCUGUUUCGACAACAAGGACCUACCAAAGAUCAUCAAGUCCAUGUUCUUGAGCUCAUUGCUCAAGGGCUAA